This is a messenger RNA of Daphnia magna, 2220 nucleotides long. RefSeq names its product DNA polymerase iota. NCBI's taxonomy places the organism in Eukaryota, Metazoa, Arthropoda, Branchiopoda, Diplostraca, Daphniidae. The transcript has 2 exons. Gene Ontology annotation, biological process: translesion synthesis. Bases 65 to 1651 code for a protein of 528 amino acids. Gene Ontology annotation, molecular function: damaged DNA binding; DNA-directed DNA polymerase activity. The record is from RefSeq and is a predicted model, not a curated record.
AGUUUCCUUCUUUGCCGGUAGUCUAAUUGUUGUUGUUGUUUUUUUAUUAGUUCGGUUUAAAAACAUGGAGGAAGAAAACGGAGAUCAAGAGUUGUUAUUCAAUACUAGUGCCGAUCAGUCAACCAAAAAACAUGAACGAGUAAUCAUUCAUAUUGAUAUCGAUUGCUAUUAUGCCCAAGUUGAAAUGAUACUCAAUCCAUCUCUGUGUGGCAAACCACUUGGUAUAAAACAGAAAAAUCUUGUUGUAACCUGCAACUAUGAAGCAAGAGCUCUGGGUGUCGAAAAACUCAUGACGAUAAAGUCUGCAUUGGAAAAGUGCCCUUCGUUGAUACUAGCAAAUGGAGAGGACUUGAAAAUUUACAGAGAGAUGUCAGAAAAGAUUUAUCACGUGCUUCAGUCAUACAGCCCUUUUGUGGAGAAACUUGGCUUGGAUGAGAACUUUGUUGAUGUGACUCAUAAGAUCAUGAAGUUGCCAGAAGUUCAACAAGUUGUUUCUGGACACACUUUCCAGGACAGUGAUGAUAUUUGUGCAUGUGGUUGUACUGAAAGACUAGCACAAGGAUCACUUAUUGCCCAGAAAAUGAGAGAUCAUCUUAGAAAUGAAUUAGGAAUUACUUCCUGUGCUGGGAUUGCUUUCAACAAGCUUUUAGCUAAGCUAGUUGGAACAACCCAUAAACCAAAUCAGCAGACAACACUGCUUUCAACUUCAUCCUUAAGUCUAAUAACAUCAUUGAAGCACCCAAGAAACAUUCCCGGAAUUGGUUCAGCAAUCAAUAGAAAACUAGAAGCUCUUGGCAUUGAUACAAUAGAGAAACUACAAUCUACAGAAAUAUUUAAGCUUACGGAAGCACUUGGAGCCAAAACAGCUAACCAAAUUCAACAACUGAGUUUUGGCAUAGACAACAGCCGCGUGAAGAUAACGGACAGACCAAAAUCGAUUGGAGCUGAAGAUGGAUUUAUUCCCAUCAGAAGUGAGGUUGAGGUACGGAAGAAGCUAAUGUGUUUGUUAGAUCGAGUUUUGGAGUUGGUUGAGAAAGAUGGUCGUAAACCAAAUCAACUUAAGCUGACAGUGCGGAAACUACAUCCCUCAAGCCACAGUGUAAGAGAGAGUCGUCAGACGACCAUAGAAUAUGCAACUGGAACUGGUAGUAGCGCAAACCAGGGUCCAGGAGAUGAAAAACAUAAAAUCAAGUUGAUGACAACAUUAAUGAAUCUUUUCGAAAAGAUCAUCGGCUGCGACGUUUCGUGGCAAGUUACGUUGCUUGGCAUCUCAUUCUCGGGUUACCCAUCCAAAAAUAGUGAAAGUCCAGCUAAAAAUUCAAUCAACAAAUACUUCCCCGUGAAAACGAGUUCAUCGCGACCAGACGAACCCCUACCGCCAGCCAAGCGUGGUCGCUUUGAUGAAUCUGUUCUUCAAGAAUUGCCUCCAGACAUUCGCCAAGAAGUGCUGGAAGAUAUGCAAAACCAACUGCCUUCGUCCGACCCACAAAAACCAACCGAUUCUAAUUGUCCAAAAGGAGUCGACCCCCUGGUCUUCCGCGAACUCCCGGUGGAAAUCAGGGAAGAGCUCUUAGCCGAGGAGAGGAUGAAAAAGCAAAGUAACAUUAAAAAAUCUAACAAUUUGUUACAGUAUUUUCGGAAAGCUUCCUAGAACCAGAGAUCACUUUCAAGAAAUGGCUCGCGAACAAUUAACUGGAUUUUAUUAAACUGGCUCGUUAUUUACCUCUUUUUGUUUACCAAAAGGGCACAGGCACCAUUUGUUUUUACCUAUUAGGUAUUUUUUGGACUUUUCAAUCCGGUUGUUAAAUCGUGGUACACUACACGAUCACAAGCAAUUGAUUGUUACACCAGAAUAUUCGAUCGGUUUUCGAUAUUACCGGUAGGAUUUGGGUUUGCUGCCUCAAUUACCAUCCAUGGUUAUGCAUUUUCUACCUCAUUUACUAUUAAGUUCUACCCCUAUUUCUACUCUGAAACUUGAUUUUUGUUAUUUUUUGUUUAGAAACAGUAUAGUUCUUGUUUCGAAGACAAAGAUAAAAACACAGCAUAACAGGAAUCCAGAAUUAAAUUACAACCUCUAUCUGUACACAGAAACUGGCCAAUCAAGUUGGAACUGUCUUCAAUUUCUAUUUUCGUUGCAGGCACUUAGCCAUGAUUCCAGUUUCUGCCUUCCAAGUGAUUUAACCUUCGGCACGAAUGAAAAUUUUGUUAUGAAUAUCAUAA